Messenger RNA from Colletotrichum navitas, 2039 nucleotides. Its product is annotated as heterokaryon incompatibility protein-domain-containing protein. Lineage: Eukaryota; Fungi; Ascomycota; Sordariomycetes; Glomerellales; Glomerellaceae. The transcript has a single exon. The record is from RefSeq and is a predicted model, not a curated record. The coding region runs from base 77 to 1993 and encodes 638 amino acids.
GGGUUGAGUAAACCCGGGUUUCCCGCUUUGUAGAGGCAUCAGCAGUCCCGAGAAGAGGACGUUUUAAGCAUCCAACAUGUCGACAUCACAAAACAAAAUCCCAAGUACAGCAAGUGGACAUGUCAAAAACGUCCACACACAAGUCUCAUCCUCCGUCUACCCUGCUCUUCCUCUCAACGCCGGGGAUGUUCGAAUCAUUUCGAUCAAGCCAUCGGAUGAGUGCGAGAACAAAAAAGUCUGUUGCACUCUUGAGGUCGCCAGCCUGAAGGAGGGCGUGGUCUCGUAUCUUGCCGUUUCAUACACUUGGGGCCCAGCCAGCGUCAAUGAGAGGACGACACCGCCCACUCCCAUUACCUGCAAUGGACAGGACAUACUCGUCCCACACAACCUGGAAAAGGCGCUGUUACGCAUAAGAAGCAGACCAGAAUUCGCAGGCAAGAAGUUCUGGAUCGAUGCCAUCUCGAUCAACCAAACAGACGACGAAGAGCGGUCGAGCCAGGUGAAACUCAUGGCCGCAAUUUACAGCUCGGCCGAUUCAGUUCUGAUCUGGCUGGGCGAAGAGGACGAUGACACAAGUCAGGCUUUCGAUCUCAUCAACCUGUUUCCCACCAUAGACCAAGCCAGACUCGAAGAAUUGACCCCGCACCGGGUUAUGCAGAGCAAGAUAGCAAGAGUAUGGGGAGGGCUCACUCUACACGACUUACUCUACGACCCUGCCUCAUGGAAUGCUGUCAGAAGGCUGUUUCGCCGGACCUACUUUCACAGAGUAUGGAUCAUUCAAGAAGUUGUUCUCGCCAAGAAUGCAAUUGUACUCUGCGGCAGCCAUGCUACUUCAUGGGGGCAUCUUGAAGCGCUUUCCCAUUUUCUCAGUACUAGCUCAUGGUCAAGCCACUUCAGCGCUUUAAGCCUUGACGACCCGUCUCCUGGACCAUGUCAUCACACUACGCCGGCGGUAUUGAAAGCAAACAAAGUCUCGCGUCGAGAGGAACGAUACGCAGAGGCCCUCACAAGCUCGUUGGUUCGUUGUCGCCACUUCAAAGCCACCGAUCCACGCGACAAAGUUUACGCCCUGCUGGGGCUAGUUGGAUUAGGGGGUAAGGUCAUUGACAAACCGGGCCUACAGCCGGUAUACGGGAGCCGCACCGUUGAAUCGGCCUACAUAUCAGCAGCCACGCAGAUCCUCAAAGACAGUGAUGACUUACUUCUACUGUACUGCAUCGAAGGGGAGGCGUUUCAGUAUAGCCCCGAGCUGCCCUCUUGGGUUCCUGAUUGGAGAUGCGAAAAGGCUCUCGGGCUAAGAGUCACCAGAUACCGACGUUUCAACGCAUCUGGCGGCUUAGCGCGGAGAUUGGUUGUUCAUGAGUCGUCGAGGAUUCUCGAGGUUCGCGCUCGAAGGGUCGACGUUAUUCUAUCUGCCGGCGAGGCCAAACACGAGAUCAAUAAGGGUGAGCCAUUUCCAAAGCUGAUGAAGAUCUUGAAGGGCAAUAAUUCUUGCAUUGACGAAGCGACGCUGAAUAUGGUCUGGCGCUCUCUGUUGACAAACACCGGUGGUGACCCGCCGCAAUGCCCGAUCGACGAGAGCUACAGGGGGGCCUUCGUGCACUGGUUUACAGACAAGCUGUCAGUGUUGACCAAAAGCACACCGGUUCGGGAAACAAAAGAGAACGAAGCAAUUUUGGCCGGGUUUCAACAACUGAGUAAACAGAUACCCCCAAGCCCAUCGAAAGAACACUACGAUACUGUGUUCUCUCAUGCAGUUCACUUAAAACUUUUCAAGACGUUAAAAGGAUACAUCGGGGCCGGAUCAGAGUCUCUUCAAGAGGACGACUCAGUGUGGAUCGUGCCCGGCUCUCGGGUGCCUUUGAUAUUUCGUAAAGACGGACCUGAUCAUCAUCGCUUAGUAGGAGGGGCAUACGUACACGGGUUGAUGCACGGCGAGGCACUCGAAUUGGACGGCGUGACGAACCAGUGGGAGGCUCUUUGUAUUUCGUAACAGCUUCCUAGCAUUAGUUCCCACCGGCUCAAUGUGACUACAUUAG